Messenger RNA from Microsporum canis CBS 113480, 996 nucleotides. RefSeq lists its product as hypothetical. Gene Ontology annotation, molecular function: DNA binding. Lineage: Eukaryota; Fungi; Ascomycota; Eurotiomycetes; Onygenales; Arthrodermataceae. The record is from RefSeq and is a predicted model, not a curated record. Bases 1 to 996 code for a protein of 331 amino acids. The transcript has 2 exons.
AUGGCUGACGACGCAGCAACCGCACCGGCGCGAGGACGCGGGCGACCACCAAAGGCUGGAGGCCCAGCAACGCCCAAAACCGUCGUAUUGAAUGCUGAAGGCCAGCCUAGGAAGAGAGGACGGCCACCAAAGAAUGGAGGGCCGGUGACACCCAAGACCGUCGUCUUGGACGCUGACGGCCAACCCCGGAAGAGAGGACGGCCACCAAAGAACGGCAUAGCUGCACAGACGAAACCCAAGACUGAAGCUACUUCUCCAGCUCCUACAGACCAAGUGAGGAAGAGGGGGAGGCCUCGCAAAGCUGAAUAUGUCACGGGUGACGCGGAAAAUGCGCCUGCACCACCAAGAGGACGACCAAGGAAAGACGAUGUAACUGCUGCAAGAAGCAAUGGUGCAGUAAAAGGGACGCCAGGGAGAGGGAGAGGAAGACCCCCAGCGAACCCCCUCCAGAAGUUCGUGGGAUCUUACGCCAUUGAAUGUCCUAUCGUCAGUGAAGAAUGGCCUGACAAAGCUGAAUCUAUGGAUAUGUCGAUAUCUACCUCUGAUACGGACCCUUGCGGCCUGAUCGCAUCUUUUACCCUAGGCAUAGUCGAAGGUACUAUGCUGCUUGCUGCGACUGAGGAAGCACUGGAUGCUUUCCAAAGUAAAGUGGAACAUGGCUCUGACCAUGAAUCUGAUGAAGAUGCAGAAUGUGACGAACCCCCUCCAAAGAAGAUCAGGAGUGCCCCUAAUGAUGGUGCUCUGCGGCUUUACUUCAAAUGGCGAGGCCGGGACACCACUGGAAGUGAAAUAUACGACGGAAGCAUGGAUCUAGGAACCAUAGAGUUCCUCGAUGGCAAGGCAAUACAGUUCAAAGGAGAAGGCGGCUUCCCGGCCAUGGGGCCAGACUGUAAAUUUACAGGGACACGAUAUGACAAUGAGGCCACUACCGUUCCUCUACCCUGGAGCACCUUCUCAGACAAGGCUGCACAAGAGGCAAAUGAAGCUAGAUGGUAA